Molecule: messenger RNA, 13565 nt
Organism: Porites lobata
Lineage: Eukaryota; Metazoa; Cnidaria; Anthozoa; Scleractinia; Poritidae
Source: the annotation of a GenBank genome assembly
UGGGAACAAACAAGAAUCAAAAGAGGCGACACGUUCCGAAAUGUUUUGUUCGAAAGAUGUUGGAGGCUAAAAUAUUUCGACGAUUUUCUUCAGAAUACUUUCAAUUUUGGUCUUAUCAUCGAUUUGUUGCUUCUAGUUUGUCUGCGUUCCUACGGUAUGGCGAAAGAACCGAGGAUGUUUACGAAAAGAUGCUUACCGUCGGCGGACAUGAAAACAUGGUUUGACGAAAAGCGAUUGAUGGUGUUGGUUUUCCUUUGCUGAACUGCUUGCAAAGCAGAAUUUAAAAGGUCCAUAGAUGGACCUAUUUAUUGAAACAUUAACUGGAACUGCCUUUGAACUACGAGUUAGUCCUUUUGAAACUAUCAUGAGCGUCAAAGCAAAGAUUCAACGUCUCGAAGGUGAGUUGAAAAGGCUUUACACACUUCGCGUGGGAAGGAAAUACUGAUUAUAUGAAGCAACAAAAUAAAUCAAAUAGGGAUUUCAGUCAUUGCUUUCGCGAUCGAAAGUAAGUUGUAGCUUUUCAGAUUAAAAUCUGCCUUAAUGUGGACGUUUCGUCGAAGGUUCGUUCUUACAUCAAGCUUAAAUAAUUUAAAAUGUGUGGUUUGCGCGCCCCCCUUGAAAACAUUUCACCCAGAACUUUUCGAUUCGAUAGAUGGCGAGGAGAAAUUGCUUUUGAAAAUAUUAUAGCUUGUGUAUGUCGUGAUUUAAAUUGAAAAUCUAAAAUCUUCUGAAUGUAGCACGUAAAAUUAAGACAUUAUAAAUUGUAAAGGUAUUUUCAAGUACGUUUUGCUUGACAAGACGACGUUUGAUUUUGGCCAUGAAAUUUUACAUGCUUUAUAAGCAAAGCUUAUACUCUUUCAAAACGAAAAUUCUAGAAAUGUUCAUUGCAUUUUAUUUCACUAAUGGAAUUUUAUCUAGUGAGUGAAUUGUAUCCUCUGUUCUGCUGUAAUAUUUACAUUUACUUCUGAAAAUGCAUCCUACGAGUGUUUUCGCGAAGUUUGGGUUAACAAAAUUUUAAACCUGAAAUUAUUUUAUCAUCGUAGAGGUGUUGAGUGAUAAUUCUUCCUAUUUGCGGCCCUCUGUUUUGUUAGUUUUCUGUCCAAAACUUUCUAUGUCUACCUUCUUUGUUGUACAGAUAUUUAGUAUUGUAGUAAUAUCGAAUGUUUUUAAGUAUGUUCCUGACUUGUGUUUAUUCAUGCAUCUUUCAUGCAAGGGAUUUUCUAAAGGCAUUUUUUGUCAUAUAUGACACCUUAGACGUUCUCUUUCAGAAAGUGAAUGAUUUUUAGCUAUCUACCAAUAAAUAAAUAUAGAAAUUGCUUUAAUUUCAUUUAGCUAAGGACUGUUUAAUAAUGCUCUGAGCAUAUAAGCUUUUUCGCAAGAACUUUUGUUGGGUUCACGAAGUAAUUUCAUACAAUUAGACGUUUUCAUUUCACAAAUCGUCAGAAUUUAUUUCUGUUUAUAUAAUUUUCUCGAAAUAGGUGUUGCUUACAAAUUCUUUAGCCUUUGGUAUAGUGAGUUUUGCUAUUUUCAUUGUUUCAAAAAUGAGCCAAAUUUAUUCUGUACAUUGAAUACAAAGUACAUUUUUUGACAGACUAGAAAUAAAUCCAUGAAAUCACGUUUUUCAAAGUCAAUUUUAUUUCUACUUUUGAUCACCGUCUAUUAACUUUAACAGGAUUUGUUAAAACCAUUUUUAAUAACAUUUGUGAUACUGCAUCAUUAGUGAGAGAUAAAAAUUUAAAAUGAUCAAUGUUUCAUCAUCAUCGUCAUUAUUGUCAUCCUCACUGCCAUCACCAUCAUCAUCAUGUUUCAAUAUCAGGGUUGUCACGGUCAGGGAAAAGUCAGGGAAAAAAGGACGUUCUACAAGGUCAGGAAAAAGUCAGGGGAAAUCUUUGGUAUUUUCAAAGUCAGUGAAAAGUCCGGGAAUUCUGUUUUCCGGUUUAUAGUUCAUAAGUUUUCUUCCAGAUUUUGAAAUGCAAUUUCUUUCCGAAAAGAUGAAAAGUAUGCUGCAAAACAACCAAAGGGAUCACUUUGACACUCUAUGCCUGACACAUGUAGUAGUUGUGGUCAGUGGUUUUCGAUGUGAAUGCUUUCUUCCAAAUUCCUUCUUCCUCUUUCUGCAAAAAGUAGAAAGAGGUUGAAAAUAAAGAGAAAACUAUCAAAGGCUUGCAAGAAAAACUAAAGUGAAUGAAAACAUAGAUUGUUUCUCAUUAAUAAAAGGUCAGUGAAAAUUGUUUAAAGUUCAGUGAAAGUCAGGGAAUUUUUAACUUUCUGAUGAGUGGCAACCCAGAGUAUCAUGCGCAUAGGGUAGUAAUAUAGUUAAGAGGGUAUCAUUGUUGUGUCUGCUGUUGACAACUGGAGAACAUUGCUUGGAAUAUUUUCUAUAAGUGAAUACUGAAUUUUGCAAAAAUUCAGUCAAUUUUGAAGUAAAUAAUAUAAGCCCAGAAUUAGCUUGCAAAGCAGUCAUAUUUUGCAGUGCAAUCGAUUUGGGCAUUCAAACUGCUUUAUUUCCAUUGCUGUAGGAGUAAAUUUGUGGCGUCUGGAAAAAUAAAUGAACUAGAUUUUCAUUGGGUGCAAAUGCAUUUCCAGAAAAGCAGUCAGUUGCAACUAACUGAGGGGUGUUCGGCAAAUUCAUAGGCAUUGCUGGCAGGCAUUUUUCCCUUUUUCUCCCUGCCCCUCCCCCUGGCCUGCCCCUCUUCUCCCCAGCUCUGGGUUGUGCUUAAAAAAAAAACUUUAAUUUGAAAUAAGUUGGCUCUUUUUGUGCUCAGUUCUUCAGUAUUAAUGGUUCUACCUUCUUGUUUUUUUUGCAGGCAUCCCUAUGUCUCAGCAACACUUGAUAUGGCGAUCCGUGGAAUUGGAAGAUGAUUAUUGUCUCCAUGAUUACAAGUGAGUGAUGCUUCCAUUUACCGGUAGCUAUUUUGAAGGAUCUGAACAUAGCAAAGAAACUACAUAAUGUUAAAUGAACUUGUUCCUCAUUUAUUACCACACUAGUCUCCUAUCGAACCUUUCUUUUCUUGUUACACUUUGUUCCUCCCAUGGGUAUGCAGGGAUCGAUGUAGCUGAGGAAAAGCCAAAUAUGGGCUUUUUUGUUGGUCAAACCAGCAUUUUUACUCAAUUGCACUUACAAAAAUAAAAUUACCCUUUGUCUUUGUUGUUGGUCAAACCAGCAUUUUUACUCAAUUGCACUUACAAAAAUAAAAUUACCCAUUGUCUUUGUCUUCCAGAGUAAUUUGAGCUGGGGGGUAAGGUCUUUUUCAGCCAUUGCAGGGUUGUCAAAAGUAGUUGGCUGCCGGAGAAAAUCACAGCCUACUUAGUUAGUAUUGGCCGGCUACUCUGCUUGGACUUUCAUCACAGAUGGCAUUUUUAAGUAAAAUAUCCCUGGACUGGCCUUACUUUGACAACUCAGUGGUCUACUUCAAAAGCUUCCGACAACCCUGCAUUGAUAUUAGCCGUCAGCCGGAGCUUAGCGACAUCCCUGAGUAUGGCUGGGGAGUGUUGUCUAAUGAUACAAAGAACAGUGGUGUAAGAGACUGUUCCCAAUCCUCCUAAACAAAAAAUAUUUGAGCUUGCCCCUGUGCCAUCGAGUGACCCCUAGCAAGUCACUUCUGCUGUGAGUGACAAGAAAGUGAUUGUUUCUUUUUUUCACGAAGCUUAUACUAGUGUGAGAUGCACAUCACUUAUAUGCUAAAGUUUAAAAUGAGUUUCAGGUCAAAAUAGUUUUAAACUAGCUUGAUCUGUAUUUUCAAGUCUGUGCUCUUAGAAGUUUUCUACAAAGUCCUAAAGCUCCAUCCUGUGAAAUCCGAGAUACCCAGCAAAUAUAUAUCAACAUUAUGUGAAAUGUAGCUGUUUUUUCUCAGUGGUAAUUUAUGUUUGUGAUAAUUAUUAUUCUCACGUUAGUAUCACUGAUGGAGCAACAUUGCAGCUGGUUCUGGCAAUGAGAGGUGGUCCUAUCAAUACAAGAAGAAGUAAGUAGUCUUUUGGCAGAUUUACCGGAGAUUUUGUCUACCCAUAAUCGAAAGCAAUACUGAAGGGAAUGUUCUCUCAGUAGUAUUGUAGUUGUGUGACUGUAUUAUACCCAUGAUUCCUAAUUAAUAAGAUCUGCUUAAGAGAAAUACAGAUACAAAUACAAAUGCCAUGUUUUCCACUCCCUCAGGAAUUUAUAAUUUACAACAUUGUGUAGGGGGCUUUUGCCAGACUUCUUCAUGUGUUACAGUAUAUGCAGUUGUAAAUUUGUAAUUUUUUUUACCUUUUUUUAGUUGCUGUUGAAGAUCCUACUUUACAAGAAAUGGCUGAAUAUAUGGAAGUCAACAGGUUACAAAAUAUAAUUUAUAUGUUGUGGUUCAAUAAUAUUUAUCUUUGAUUUAAAUUUUAUUUUCUGGUAUGGUAAUGUAUGAUAAUGAUUUUGAAAUUAAAGAAAAACAAAAACUAAUUGAAAUUAAAAAAUCAAUUGCCACAUAUAACAACUUGUGUGAUCAAUUUUUACACUACAACUGAUAUGUUGUGGCUCUAUGGAUUUACACCGAGAAGUAUUUGCUUAUGAUUGACGUUUUUUUUUGUUUUCAAGUUUGUUUGUUUUUGUAUUAUAUUGUUCAUUUGAUUAAUGGUAAUUUUCUUGUUGGUUUGCAGAGAAGAAAUCUGGGAUAAGCUCCCAAAGGAUAAUCGUCAAGUGACCUUGCUCGUUUUUAGGUAACAUUCCAUUUGAAAUUACAUAUCAAUCCUGAUAGUUUGCUGUAACUGAAAAAUACAUUUUCACAAAACAAGCUCACCACCUCUUUGCUAAAAAAUUUUAAAUAUUGCUAGAAAGUUAUUUUUCCAUCAUUAUGUUACUUAUUUUAGGGAUGGAGAUCAGUUGAAUUUCUUCCGAGUAGUGGAUAGAGGCGAUGGCACAUUGACUCCUCUUUCAGACUCCUUAAGGUAAUUAUGUUUGCUUAUCGCUGUUUACUCAUUUUAUUAAGUUGAUAAAAUUGUUUUCAGACGUCAAGAUAAUUAGGUUUAGAUUUCUUCAACAACUUACAUUGCUUUCUUAUUAUUUUUUCUCUCUAGUGGGGCGUCAAUGUAUAAUUUGUAUGAUGAAGAAGAAGAGGAAAACCCACCCCCAAUAUCUCAGGUAUGUGCCAUGUUUUACACAGACUAACCUACAGCACAGACAAAACUGAAACUCAAGUUAAGUCCAUCAGUGUGUCUGCACCUAAAUCUAUUUUCUGGCUCCCUGCACGUGUAUCACCAGGAUUUGAGUAUGCACCAGGGUUGGUUGGCUCAAAAAAGGCAUUGAUGAUUGGCCAGUCAGGUUAAAGGGUAAUUUGAAACUCUCUUCCGGAUUUUUCAAUGUCUGUUAGGGGCCGAGAACAAGGAUCUUGGUACUACUUUGUAUAUGUUACUUGCCAGUGUAAGAUUACAUCUGCAUCAUAGACUAUUCAUUGGCACUCUUUCAGGAUUUAACCACCCAGGAAGGGUUGAAAGAGGAUUUGUGGUGCUUGCAAUGAAAUCCCUUGAACACCUUCUUUUUUAAAGACACUGUGCCUCUUAUUUAAUUUCCAGGAAGCCAUUCAUGAAAACAGUGUCACAAUGAAUAAAAUGAGGCUUUUAAAGACUAAAAUGGAAUCACAGAAAAACUUGAAGGUUUGUUGAAUUCCUGACGAAACGUUUUUUCUAUGGAGCUAUGAGGUACAUGUACUUUUCCCCUUACUUCAUGCAACUUUCUUGAGGCCUCUUGUUUUAAUCUGUAUGUGCUUUUUAUUACAGACAUCAGGUGUUGGCACCAUGUCAUUGCAUGAUUCAGGGAAUCAUUCUGGGUUUAUGUGGGAGCAACAGCCACGUUACAUCAACCAACACCUCUUUACAAUGGCCACUUCACUUGUCUGAACAGAUAUAGUGGAAACUCGGAAAACUCCGUAUCCCCCACUAACUUGAACUAAUACCCAUUUCUCUUGGAUUUCACCCCACUUUUCAAUCUGUUUUACUCAAAUAAACUGGAACUCAGAUAACUCAAAUUCCCACUAACUCAAACUAAAUUUAGGUCCCCUUAUCAAAAUUUCCCUUAUAACUCAAAUUCUGGUUCUUGCAACUCAACAUGGAUGCCAUCCCAUUAGCUUUUCUUGUUGUGUAAUAGUAUUAGUUAAUGAUGAGAUAAGAUUAAUUUGCACUGUACUGAGCAAGGAAGUGCUGAAAAAUCAGUUAACUGUCAAUAUUAUUAACAAGGCAAAUGGAAUUUUCAGUUGACCUGAUAAGUCAAACUCUGUGGUUUUUUCCCUUUCGUAGUUCUAGUUACCGUACAUUUUCUCUUGUUUUAACCUGUCUACAACAGUCUCUUAUCUAAUCUGUCCCCAAGGUGGUCAUUGCUUAGAGAUUCAAGAUCUGUAUAUAUAUUACUCAGUUUGUCAUCACUUAACUUUUUGUUUGUGUCACUUUUUAUAGCCUAAAUAUCAACCUGCACCUCCAACCACUGAAAAACCUACAAGUACGUCAAUGCUCAGUGCAAGGAGAAGGUAAUCCCAUGAAGCUUCAUUUUAUUAUACAUGUAUUUGAACAAGAAAUCGAAAACAAACUAGACAAAACAGUUUUGAGGCAAACCUGAUAAGAUAAGAGAUAAGAAAGUCAUAUACCUAUGAUUGUGGAUUUUCUGUUGAAAUGAAGGAAUGUUUUUUCUUCCUUUUGUUUUAUUCAGAUUGAGUUUUAGGGAGAAAAGAAUUCAGCCUGUACAUUAUAUAAAUUUUUUUACCACGCAGGGGUGUUAAAAGGUCUAUCAACAAUGUUGACUUAUCAAGUUUGAAAAUUACUUCUUUUGUCUGUCCGUCUCGCGUCACCUUUGGUGGUUGGUGUUGGUGUAAUUAAGUUAACGUAUUGAUUUAUUAUUGCUGGCUUAGGUUGCAGUUAACAUCUGCAUCAGGAGCAUCAAAGACUCAUGACACUGCAUUCAGGGUUGUUGAAAAGCCAAAACUCGAUAGUACUCAAGGCUCACCAGCAAAGCAGUCAAGUGCAUCUAAUAGGGUGUCACCUAAAGGGCCUCUGCCGCCUGUCAAUACAAGAAGAAAGGCAAAUAAAAUUGACGUAUCAGACUUUUUAGUACAAUCAAGCCAGGAGGCAAAAGUUGUUCCUUCAAGUCGAACUCUUGCACGGAGUGCUUUUAAAGAAGGACGAAAGACAAUAUCGGAGUUUGUAAAUGACACUAAAGAAAUUAAACCUUUAGGAAGUAUCUCAAAACCUGUGACUCAUCACAAGGAAACAAGGACUUCUAGCCCUUCUCGUGGAGCAACUAGUAUAGACUAUGCUUCAGGGAGUGCCAGCAUACGACGAUCAAGGAUUCCAGAAGAUUCUUCUGAAGUUAGGUAUCCACUGGAUUUAUCUGCUGGAAGUAGUGGAUUUAGAAGGAUUCGUGCAAUAGAAAACAGAAUCCCAACUCCCGAAGGAAGAAGAUCGGGGCUCUUGGUAAGUAUUGUGCCUUGCAUGACACUUUUUUUUUCCUUGCAAAAAUGCAGAAGGGGUAGGAGAAACUGUUCUGAAUUACUGUUGGUGAUUUUUCAAACUCCAAAAUGCUCCCAAUGGCAGUGGCGGAUCCAGGGGAGGGGCGGGGAGGGUGCCCCCCUAUUCUUAGACCAAAUUGAGGCCUGAAGGGCGGAAAAAUUUUUUUUUGGAGACUGGCACUGCUAUGCGAAGGUACCUUGAGUCCAUAUGAAGCAAAUUUUGUCAUGAGCACAUUGCCUUUUCAUUGCCAUUGUCUGUUAUUGGUCAACACCAGGGAAAAUGAUAAGAAAACCAUUUUAAAAAAGCGCAGCAUACACUGUGAGCAUAGCGAUUUUAUAGAAAUGGCAUCAUGCAAAAUAAAAUCAUCUGCAAUAACUGAAAGUGCUAAAAAACAUUUAGUAACUUGAUGUGCAAUAAUUAUUAAGCUUUAAUCAGCCACCCGCAAAUGGAGAAUUCUGGGUGGCAAUAAUUUUACAUGAGCCCAUACAUAUGAGUUUCUAUUUUAACAAUUUCCAAAGAGUAUCUGGCACUAAGAUUUUUGGAGACACUGAAGGUAAUGCCCCUUUAAUAUUCAGAAAUGAUAUUUCUAGUUUGAUUAGAAAAUGAGUAGCAUAUGCUAAUGAAGGGGGAAAAUAUUAGCUUUAUAAAGAUUUACUGUUAUGUAUGCCCUUUUUUCUUUGGAGCUGUGAGGUGCAUGUACUUUUUCCCUUACUUUGUGCAACUCUCUUGAGGCCUCUUGUUUUAAUCUGUAUGUGCUUUUUAUUACAGACAUCAGUUGUUGGCACCAUGUUAUUGCUUGAUUUAUCACUCGUGGUUAAAAAAUUUCAAAUUGCUGCCAUGUAGCCUGUGUCACAGACUUAAUUUAAUGCCAUUUAGUCAAAAUCCUUGUUCUGGACCCCGGCGGACUCAACAAAUUACCGGAAGUGCAUUUCAAAUUUACUUUCAACCUGAUUGGCAAAUUGACAAUGGCUUUUUUAACAGACCAAUCAGGGUGCAUACUCAAAUGGUGAGGACCUAGAACAAGGAUUUUGGCACUGUUUUGCAGGUAGACUAAACCAGAGUUUAGUUUCGUCUGUGGCACAGGCUGGUGCCAGGCAGUAGCUUCAUAUUUAUUUCUUAUGAUUGAGCUGAGUGUUACAUUAACAAUGCUAUGUUUAUUAUUUUUUAUUGCAGAAUGAUUCAUUGUCAUAUUCCUAUCGUUUUUCUCAUGGAAGUACAAGUGCUUCAAACAGUAAGGACUGAUAUUUCUGUGUUUUUGUAACUUAACAGAAAGACAUGUAAAGGUCAACUUAAGGCCUACUUUAUUUGUUUCAAGAACACAUGGUAAUUUAUAACUUACAUGUUUGUCCCUUUAAUCUAUAGUUGUUCUUAACACAAACAAUACUAAGCACAAAGCACCAGAAUGAGUCCAGCAUUUUCAAAAAUUGCUUGCCCUUUACUAGCCUGGAGCAGUCACGCAGAUCCCAACAUAAUUUUAAUUUAUCUUGACAAGUGUUGCUUGCCUGUCAGACAACUCAUAAAAAAAACAUUCUUGCUGGAGAGGUGGCUUCACUAACCCCAGGCUAUCGAACAGCACUUUUGCUGUGCCUUGUCCUAGCUUAUGGGGUCUCGAAAAGGUUAUUGUUUAAUAGAUUCGACUAGAGAAACUGUCAUGAUAUUUUAAGGACUUUUGUUCAGCAGUGAACUCACUUAGUCUUGUAGAUUGGAGAUUGGUGCACAACCUUCUGUGCAAGAGGUCCUUGGUUUGAUUCCUUGGAGUGACUAGGAGUAUCCUUGUUUUGACUUUCCGUGUGGCCUUAAGUAGCCUCAAGUGGCUUUAAAUACCUAGAAAACGGGGCACCAAUGGAGAGAGGGAAAAAUGUGCACACUCUCUCCUGUAGAUUUGUUAGUCAGAUGAUGAUUAUUUCAAGCUACGGGCUUGAAAAUUAUAAGAACCCUGUAGUUUACUUUUUACAAUAGAUAAUAUUAGCAAUACAUUUCUUAUUAUUUUAGUAGUUAAAUCAAACAUAAAUGUUUUCUUGCAGAUUCUCCACCUCACCAUCACCACCUUCCUCCAGUGAGAACUAAACCACACCCACCUCCACAACUUCUACCCCCUAAAAAGAAAACUAGGUGCUUUAUGUGUGGAAAGAAGACCGGACUAGCUACUACAUAUCAAUGCCGGUAAGUAUCCAUUUUUUUAUCCUUUCCCUGACCUUGUGUAACUGGAAGGGGCAUGAGUACAUUAACCAUUCUCAUAGCAACCACUUCUCAUAAGCGAACACCUCCUGUAAGUGACCACUUGGUAAAUAACUGUUUUGUUUCUCAGUCAAAAUAAUACUGUUUCAAAAACUCUCUCAAUCACGACCAUUUUUUUGGCCAGAAAUUUGACGAAUUCUUUUGUUUGUUAAACAAAAAGUGACUGUAAAAAGGUAUGUAGGUAUGUAAACAAGCCUUAUUGUUACAAUGGUCUGUUGCAAAAGGUUACUUACAAAGUUUCAACAUUAAGUAGCAUGAUAAGAUUUUCCAAGUGCUAUUCGAUUUCAAAUGUGGCAUUCGUGUCAUUUGAUGUAGCUUGUUAGAUAAUAUCUUUAUUGGUAAUUAUGUUAAUCAAUGCAGUCUGAGCUUGUUUUGUUGAUUUUUCGCAUGUUAUACGACCUCCUCCCCUAAGUAGCCUGCGUGGCAGGCGCAAAAAGGGGAGGGGGAGGGGGGAGGGAGAAAGGGAAAAGGGAAGGGAGCGCCUGCUCUAAGAGCCUAUGUUUUUGCAUAACGCCUACCAAUUUUCUAGUAAUCCGAUUACGCUUACUGUCAAUCAAGUGUCGCUACACUAGCCAUUGCAGAAAAGCAUUACACUCACGGACUAAAGAAAUUCGCUUAGUUAUUUCAGAAGGCACUUUGGAGAAAAUUGGAACCCUUAUUCAGCAUGUAAAAAAAAAACUUUACGCUUCAAAAGAGGUCAAAGAAAUUUCGCUUUCAGAGGGCAAAUCCUGUGGCCAGAAAACAAUAACUACAGUCAAUCAUUUAUGUCAUGACCUCUCAUGUGAAACAUGCGGCUAAAAUAACAUUUGCUCAGUAUAAUAAACCUAUAAAUUUAUUGGUAAUACUUUUCAGUGGCGAAAUGACGAGAAUCAUUUAUGUUAAAACAUCAAUGAACAUCUCUGUCUGAGCCCUUACUGAUUCUUGUUUUUUAAAACAGUUUCUCUACCACUAGAUUUUCUCUCAAAGCAUGUCCACGCCUAUAUCUCGACCUCCAAUAUGUUACCCGGCUCAGCCAAUCAGGACGCCAGCCAUGGACACUGACCCCUACCCCUUUCGACGCCUGCUACGCAGGCUACCCCUAAGCGACCAUCUUGUCCUUUCGCUUUCAGGAGAGUUGACUGUACAGUCAAACCUAGUUAAUAUGGACACUGAGGCGGCAUCCAUAUUAAGUAGGGAUGGCACUAGGAUUUUUCAAUCUGGGUUCUCGGACUCACAUGUCCGGUCAAAUUGGGGUCCCAAGCAUUUUGGGUGGCUCCCAAAAUCUUGGUGACCCUCCCCUGAGAAAUUCUUUCUGUUGUUGUUAUGAGAAAGAGUGACUGGCAAAUUACUGUCAUACUGAUAAUACUCGACCAGCACAAUCAAUCAAACAACAAACAAACGUGGCGGAAGCUCAUUGGAGUUUCCUGGAUGUGUUAAUCGUCUCCAGUCCCCUUUGCGUAGUUAAAUCCAAUAUGGCAGCCACGAUGUGAAUUUGCUUUGUUCGAAAUUUUUUUUACAUGUCACUCAAACAACAAAAUCUGUUCAAGAUUCAAAGUAAAUGGAGUGAGUUCUUCAAGUCAAUAUCUUACACCCUGGGACGCAUUAAAAUUUUGAUGAUUCAUUUUUUGCAUUUUGUUUGCAUAAAAAUGCGCGAUUUCUGCGUUAACACGAUCUCUGUUAAGUGGGUUGAAUUUAGAGAAAAUGUUUAAGGGAGGUGUUCAUUCCUAAAUGACAGGAUUUUUUUUUCCCAACAGAUAGAUUAUAUAAAGGUAGGUUACUCACUGAACUUCCGACUUUUGAAGAACUUUCCAACCCUAUGAAAUUCUCUUUUAAAUUUGCCAGAAACUCGAGAUCUGGUGGCCGCCAUCUUGGAGAACUCCUAGCAGCCUGGUGACGAGUAUGUGACGUCAAUGCGCUCAACCAGAGUUUGGCAGAAAGUUUAAAUCACUCAUAACUUCUUGUUUCUUCAUUUUGGAGCUGCACAAGAGGUCAUGAACAGAGAAAACACAAUCCGAAGUGAAGAGAAAAGAAGUGUUGAAUGAUUUAAUCUUUCUGCCAUACUCGGGUUGAGCUCAUUGACGUCACAUACUCGUCACCAGGCUGCUAGGAGUUCUCCAAGAUGGCGGCUGCCAGAUCUUGAAUUUCUGGCUUCUUCAGACCAGAAUUUCAUAGGGUUGGAAAGCUUUUUGGAAGUUAAAAUUUCACUGAGUAACCUACCUUUGUAUAAUCUUUUUGUUGGCGAAAAGAAAAAAACUAUCGUUUUCGAAUAGGGAUAAAAGAAGCUUUCCAUAAUAAUGAGGUACCUAUAUUGAGUGGGUGUUCGCAAAUCAAGGUUAGUGACUGUAUUCACUUAAAAUUCUGCUUUUCUUCUUUCAGAUGUGGCAAUUCAUUUUGCGCAACACACCGCUAUGCAGAAGCUCACAGCUGUACAUAUGAUUACAAAAGUGAAGGAAGGAAAAUAAUAGAACAGAAUAAUCCAGUUAUAGCUGCUCCUAAGCUACCAAAAAUAUAAAGGUUUCUUCUUUUUCAAGGUGUAAUUUUAUAUAAUAAAUGUGCUUGUAAAUACUUUAAGUUUGGUAAAAUACUGCAAAUGAAAUAGAACUUGUAGAUAACAAAGUGUACAAUUUCAGCGAUAAGAAUACAUCAGUGCCACCCAUAUCAUAUGUCAUGACUUCUUUUGUCUCAAAAUAUCCAUGCAUUCACAACACUGCAUCGUACAUAGUUUGGCUAUUCGGUUUUAUUUUCCAUACAUGGUACUUUCCGUGUUAUUGUUAAAGUCACUUAAUGGUGAGAAAAAGCAGCUUUGCUUAUUUUUUGUUGAUUGUCUUUAUUUUGUAUAUUCUGCUUUCCUAUUACUUUAUCUUUACUGAAAGGUCUUUAAUUCAAAUUUAGCAGACCAUUUCAAUAUAUAUUAUUGUUCACUUUCAUUUGAGCAAUGUGGUUUUUGUUUGUUUCAAUAAUCAAGGUAUCAUAUUGAGGACAUUUUUAUUGUAGUCUGGUGUUAUGAUUGGAGAAAGUGUGGUAUCAUAAUGUCUUUUAAAAAACUCUUGUGAGGUUUCUAGAUCCUUGUUUUCAUUUGAGAAGUUGAAAUGUAUUUUCCAUGAACAUCACAUUAAUGAUAUUGUACAUAGCUAUGGGCAAGUUAUCCUAUGCAUACUGGUUGCUUAAAAUGGCUGGUGAAAGAUUAUUAAAUAAAAAAAAUUAAACAGAGUUAUCAUGUUGUUAAUUAUUUUCAUUUACGUUGGAAUAAAGGGGUCUAUAGUUUUGGAAUGGUUUUCCAAAUCAGCCAGAUAAAACCUGAGGAAAAUAGAGUGUAGUUCCUGUUUCAUUAUGAAAGGAGUUCUUGCUAUGGUUCAAAAAAUAUGUUUGUUAACCCCAAAACUUCACAAAAACUACAAAUUCGUUUGGGCUGUAUAGAAAAAUAUUAAUCCUAGGAGACCAACAUGUAGUUCCCCCAACCUUUUAUAGACUUUUGUGAACUUUGUGGCCUGAAAAUCAUAUCUCACUGUCUCUGAAAACAAAUUAUUUUCUUUAGGAAAGCAAAUAUACUUAACAUUAAUAGUGUUUUUAUGUUGCUGAUGUUCAGGUGAUGAAAGCUGUACCUGUGUUAUAGUUUUUUUUAUUGGAUGUGCCAUAUACCGGUAGUUUGAGUUUGAGAAUACUGGACAAUAAUCAUAUUUAUUUAUAGAAAUUGGUGUGCCAGGUGUUGGCCCUGAAACAAGUUGAUUUAAGUUUAAAGGGUUGCCAUUCUUUUUGUCAUGGUUAGAUGUGUGGGUUGCAUUUUGCUUUGUAUUUCUGUGGUGUUGAAAUGGGUAAAUCAGUUCCUCGUAAACUCAAUGGUGCAGUUUUUUGUCUGGUGACGUCUUAUAGUAUCAUCAAACAAGAUUGUU